Messenger RNA from Nematolebias whitei (Rio pearlfish), 2180 nucleotides. RefSeq names its product proline-rich coiled-coil 1 (gene prrc1). NCBI's taxonomy places the organism in Eukaryota, Metazoa, Chordata, Actinopteri, Cyprinodontiformes, Rivulidae. Bases 138 to 1442 code for a protein of 434 amino acids. Gene Ontology annotation, molecular function: protein kinase A regulatory subunit binding. The record is from RefSeq and is a predicted model, not a curated record. The transcript has 9 exons. Gene Ontology annotation, cellular component: cytoplasm. Gene Ontology annotation, biological process: activation of protein kinase A activity.
AGACGUGGCAACACGACGUCAUCACAACUUGACGGUGGAUGACUCCAUGGGUGAGCAGAGCUAGCUGUUCUCAAUCUGUGGUGCGACACUUUACUGCAGAAAUAUUCUGAGCUGAAGUUCGGGCUUCGUCUGAGAAGAUGAUGGAAGAAAGUGGAAUUGAGACGACGCCUCCCGUCAGCCCUACACCUCUGACACAAGCUUCUGCAGCCAGCAGCCCACCAGUCAGUGCCGGUCUGUCGAGUCCUCCGCCCCUGUCAGGCAGCAGCUCCAUCACCGUUGCUUCCUCAGUACCCACCCCUGCCCCCUCCAUUCCUCCCUUCAGCAGCCCUCUGACCACAAUAUCUACCUUUCCCUCCCAGUUGCCCCCUGCUUCCACAUUUGCCCCACCUUUUACCAGCAGUGCCCCUCUCCCUUUUGCUGCUUUUCACUCACUGCCACCCCAGACCUCUUCCAUCAGACCUCCUCCAGCACCUGGUCUGUCGGGCCCUCCUGUAGGCCCACCCAUAUCCAACUUCUCUUUGAGUGCUGGAUAUGACAUAACACGGGGUCACGCUGGUCGGACACCUCAGACGCCACUGAUGCCCACGUUCUCCAGUCCUUCUGUGACUCCAGGUGUGGUGACUAACACCAUGGUUCAGCAGCCCGUCAUGGCAGGACGGUUAGACGCUGGAUCUCCAAUCACUUUCCCAGAGGAGCAGGAGGAUCCUCACGUGUCUGGAGAUGUCAACACUGGGGGGAGCUUGUGGGGCUUCUUUAAGGGAGUAGCAGGCAACCCUGUUGUUAAGUCGGUCCUUGAUAAAACCAAACACUCUGUGGAGUCCAUGAUCACUACUCUGGACCCUGGCAUGGCUCCGUACAUCAAGUCUGGAGGGGACAUUGAUAUUGUGGUGACUUCAGACAAGGAUGUAAACGUGGAAGCAGUCAGAGACGCCUUCCAGGAAGUGUUUGGGAUGGCUAUGGUCACUGGAGAGACGGCUCAGUCCAGCAUCGCUCCACAGCCUGUGGGCUACGCAGCCGGUGUCAAGGGAGCUCAGGAGCGGAUCGACAGCCUGCGUCGAGCUGCAGUGAUCCAUGAGAAGCAGCCCGUCGUCUCUUUGGAAUAUUUCAUCGCUGAGCUUUUUCCUGACAAAUGGUUUGACCUCGGCUGUUUAAUCUUGGAGGACCCUUGUCACAACAUUCACAUUGAGGUCUUCACUCAGGCUACACCUGUCGCCCUAGAAUACAUCCAGCAGGCGCAGUCCCUGACUCCUCCUGACUACAGCCUGCGCUGGUCCGGUCUGGUCGUCACCGUGGGCGAGGUGCUGGAGCGCUGUCUGCCCAACAUCAACAGGUCAGACUGGCACCAGUCCGUGACGGGAACGAGCCAGCGCCAGAUGAUCCAGAGCGCCGCCAAGGUUCUAGCUGGAAUCUACAAACGGCAGCUGCCCCCCAGGACUCUGUGAGACUGUUUCCACUUCCUGUCACACGCUGGGAGAAAGUGGAGGCACUUUAGAAGAUGAAUGACACCGCGGGAGAGCUACGAUCUGCAUCGCUCCAUUCAGGACGCAAAUAAAAGCAGCUGUUUUUAAAGAUCUUUUUGUUGGUGCCCAUAAACGUUUACUGAUGUUCCAGUGAGUUUUACUGAAUGUUGUCAUAUCAACCAAUCUUCUGUCCUACUCAUGAAGUGACCAUGUGAUCUCCCAUCAUGUCUAUUGAUGAGUUUUUAUGUUUCUGACUUCUUGUAAUAGUAAAGUGUACUGCAGCUGUAUUAAUUAUUUAGUGAGGUGUGUAGAAGGAAAACGUGAUUCUGGUGUAAUUGGACUGAAUGUAGCGUGGAUCUUGUUGGGUUUGUGCCGUCUGAGCACCCGUGUCUUCUGGAACACAGAACUUUAGGUUCCACUUUGUACAAGUAUGCACAGUGUUGGCCGUUGUUAUAUAAACUCUGUGUACUGUUUAAUGAGAUACAUGUAUCCUCACAUCGCUGCCAGUUUCACAUUGAAAUACAACCCCCAAAUGUUAAUUUGACUAUUUUAGUUAAUCUGAUGUCCACUUUUCAUUUCUGGCUGUAAAAAUAUUUUAAUAUCCUUCUGUCAUCGGGUAAAUUUUCAGAAGAGUGAUAAUCUGAUGUUUUGUUUUUUUAAUGCUUUGCAACAUAUGAUUAAUGUUAUGCUAAAUAUUUGUAAUUAUGCGCUGAUUGAUCU